Paramisgurnus dabryanus is the source of this 1285-nucleotide messenger RNA. RefSeq names its product NSE4 homolog A, SMC5-SMC6 complex component (gene nsmce4a). NCBI's taxonomy places the organism in Eukaryota, Metazoa, Chordata, Actinopteri, Cypriniformes, Cobitidae. Gene Ontology annotation, biological process: DNA repair. The record is from RefSeq and is a predicted model, not a curated record. Gene Ontology annotation, cellular component: Smc5-Smc6 complex; nucleus.
AUUAUUUACGUCACGCGCUUGUCGGAAGUGACGUUGUUAACAAACGCACUUCCUUUGAUUCCCGCGAACUUGUGGACUGCGGAUUUGUAAAGUUUUGGACAGCAAGUGCAGCCGUCAUCAUCAAACAUUAACCUGUUUGUUAGUCAAAUCUAAGGGCUCGUACCAUGGGUGAUGAAGAUGAGAUUGGUGCUGGUCCCUCAGGUAUCAGUGAGGAAGAUGAUGAUCCAGCACGCAGAAGAGAGAUCAGGAGCAAAUACAGGGAUCUCAUCAAUUCUGUCCAACAAAAUCGGGACGACAUGUUAAACCCUGCUAACAAUAAGCUCACGGAUGUUUUGGAAGAAGCCAACAGACUUUUUGCAAAUGUUAAACAGGCUCGGGAAGCAGCGCUGGACGCACAGCUCCUGGUACUUGCCACUGACUUAGGGAAGGAGAAAGCAAGCCAACUACAUGCAGAAGGCUCUGCUUUUGACCCCAGUGCAUUUGCAGAACAUUUGUUGUCUUUCAUGGGACUGAAUCGCUUGGAGGACGACGAUGAUCCGAAUGGAAAUUUGAAUGGGUAUUUGCCACAAGAUGCCUGGCAGAAACUGGCAAAAAGAUCUCAGUGCUGCUUCAGGACAGCCCCAUCAUUCCACUACAUGCUGGGCUCAUUUUUGGCCGAGCCUCCUCCACCACGCCAGAGGGUGGAAAGACAGAGAAAAGCAGCCAGUAAAGAAGCAAAGCGAAUUAUGCCCACUCAGCUUAAGAAAAUGGAGGAGUCGCACCAAGAAGCAACAGAAAAGGAGGUUGAAAGAAUUCUUGGAUGUCUGCAGGGUUACUUUGCUGAUGACCCUGAGGAUCCAAUUUCGUACUACGAGUUUGUCAUUGACCCGAACUCCUUCUCAAGAACUGUUGAGAACAUCUUUCAUACAUCUUUUCUCAUAAGGGACGGUCUGGCAAGGAUCUACUUAGACAAGGAUGGGCUUCCUUGUAUAGCGCAAGUAGAAGAAGGUGAGAUGGAGCCCGGUGGAGCGACCACCCGUCAUCAGUGUGUAAUCUCCAUCAGUCAGAAAAGCUGGAGGGAAAUGAUUGAAGCCUUUGAAAUUAAGCAGGCUUUAAUUCCGGCUCCAAAAAAUGUGUCGCAGGAAAGUUAAGUAGAGAACAACUGUAAAUGGCCAACAACCACUUCAAAAUUUCAAGAAUCAAAACAUUGUUUAUAACCUCUACAGUUUUUUAAUGUUUAAAAGAUCUUAAGUUUAGAGGUUUUUUGUAUUUUGUAUAGUUUGUAAUAAAAGUGUUUUAUAUAAUA